Messenger RNA from Lachancea sp. 'fantastica', 1719 nucleotides. NCBI's taxonomy places the organism in Eukaryota, Fungi, Ascomycota, Saccharomycetes, Saccharomycetales, Saccharomycetaceae. The record is from the annotation of a GenBank genome assembly.
AUGUCUUCCAAUGCUUUGACUUCUGAUUUGGACGUCGCAGUAGAUCACCUAGUCACUAUUUUACAUCAUCGUGGUUUCGCGGGCAAAAUACAAGAGAUUUUGGACAACUUAGUCUACUAUAUACCUAGAUUACGUAGAAAGAGAAAACUUGAAGAACUCGUUUCUGCAUUUCUGGAAUCGAAACUAUGGUCUUCAUCACUCAACGGAGAUCGGACUAGUUUGCAAGAAGCUGCGGAAGCUAUAUUUUCAUGGAAACUCUCAAUUUCUGAACCGGUCAUCAGCGUCUUCGAAUUUUACGAAGUUUGGGAUCGAGUUAUCAUGAGAUGCCCAGCAUGGAAUAUCAACAAGUUGACUAUUUUGAUCGGUAUACUUGGUACCAGAGAUAAGUUCGGCAGCCUUCAAAGGCAGUAUUUCCUUGACAAUUCACAUUCUGUAUAUGGAAAAUAUGCGAAAUGGAGGGACGAUCUGUUCGUGCCAGUUUGGCGACAGCUCUUCAAACAAAGCCUGGGCCACUCACCAAGGGAUGCAGAAGAUCUGGCAGUGUUAAUGGCCUGUGUUUUUACACAAUCAGAAGUUUUGCAUGAAUUUCUCAACCAGUUUGUCUCUAUCCUAUUGCACCUGUCGUUGGCAUACAUCAGAGAUUACAAGAAUAGUCCUGUUUUCGUUUCCAGAAAUUUGGGAAGCAUUGCGAAAACAUUAGAAUAUGCGCUCUGUCGAACAGAUGCUGCUAUCUCUUCGAAUGCGCUCAAUGCGCUAACUGCAACGAUUUUUGAUAUGUCCCUGACCGAAUUGCAUGCCCCUAGAGCCAAUUAUUCAACCCAGACACACUCGAACCAACUUCUCACUGUUGUUUCCAUUCUGAGAGGCUGCUUUGCUUAUUCACCGGCACGGAGUGAAAAGUACGGUCAAGCCAUCAUGUCGCUAUUUUACGUGGAUUUUCUUGCCCAAGAUUUUGGUAAGACAGGAUUCUACUCCUAUGAGUAUGUCUAUAAAUUAUGUGUGGCAGCCUGCACCUUCUCUCCUGCAGAAUACUAUGGCUGCCUUGACACUAUGCGCGGCAACAUUUAUCAGUUCCCCAACAACAACGUUGUGAACAAGAGCAGAAUACUGUUUCUGCUCAAUUUUCUCGAGGCUUCGCUGGGACCUGUGCCUAUCACUCCUCGUUUUCUUGAGGAAUAUCUGGCUCCUGUUGUCACUUACUAUGCAGCAUCCUCGGAUGCUGAGAUAUGUGAAGCUGCACACGCAGCGCAACUCUGUAUCUACGGUGAUAAGAGCGGGGAUCAUUUUCUGCAAGUGUGGAAAAGAACCCACUACCUCAAGUUCCUGGAGCAAGCUGUUCAGCGAUACUUUUCAAAGGUUCUGUCACCCAGCCAGUUGAUACACAUUUUCGCUGUAAUCAGUCAAGAAAUACCAGCCUUACGUCUAGUUGACCCUGACGUUUCCCGCGAAAUACUACAAUACACUUAUUUGCGCAUCUUGAAUAGCCGACAAGCAUCACCCGAAGAACUAUCUACGCUGAUACAAUGCUUGGUUAAGCAGCUGCCUCAUAUUGAUGCCAAGUACAUCACUGAUUGGCUAGAAAAUUGCAUAGAACUAACCCAAAUUUGUCCGCCUCAAAAGGAAAAGAUUCUCGACUGUCUCUGGGAACAGAUCACAUCCGGGCAGUUAUCGAACGAUCGUGCUUUGGAAUGGUUCUUGAAAACACAGUCCAAAUUUUGA